Molecule: messenger RNA, 1586 nt
Organism: Naegleria gruberi
Lineage: Eukaryota; Heterolobosea; Eutetramitea; Acrasida; Naegleriidae
Product: serine/threonine protein kinase nek4-like-like protein
Exons: 2
Coding region: 65-1570 (501 amino acids)
Biological process (GO): protein phosphorylation
Molecular function (GO): ATP binding; protein kinase activity
Source: RefSeq, a predicted model, not a curated record
AUUCCAAAUAUUGAUAAUUAUAAUAAUUUUAUAUUAAUAAUAAUAUUCAUAUUCAUCAAAGAAAAUGGGUAAUGCCUCCCGUUCAGAAAAUUCAAUCACUAAAUUUCUCUUGCGUGAAGACGAAGAUGAUGAUGCCUAUGAACGUCCACAAAAUAAUAGCGCUCCAACAACAACAACAACAGCAAAUCAAAAACAACCAAUAACAAAGCCACAAAGAAGUCCCAAGGUUGGAGAUCCAUUUGUGGACUUGGGUGUAAUGUUAUCGAUAGAUAGUGUAUAUCAUGGCUAUCAAAUUUUGAACUUAAUCGGAAAGGGUAGUUAUGGUGAAGUCUAUCUUGUUAAAAAGGGAAGCAAUAAUCUUGCAUUGAAAGUGUUAGAGCUUCCAAAAACUACAGAUAGAGAAGCCGCAGAAGCUAUCGAUAGAGAAAUUAAGAUACUUAAAAACUUGAAACAUCCAAAUAUUAUGCUUUUCAUCGAGGAAUUUCCUCUCAAAGAUCAAAUGGAUAAGAGUUGUGUUGGUGUAGUAACAGAAUACUGCCAAAAAGGUACUAUUGGAGAUAUUAUUGAAAAGGAUCAACAUGUUAAUAUUAAUGUUUGGAGAGUUCUUUCGUGGUACACUCAACUUUGUAGUGCUUUGAUGUAUUGUCAUGAAGAAGGUAUUAUUCACAGAGAUAUUAAGCCAUCUAAUAUGCUUCUCGGAGAGGAUGAUACAUUGAGAUUAUGUGAUUUUGGUCUUGCCAAAAUGCUCAAUAGUAAGGGAGCUGUAACAUACACAAUUUGCGGAACACCACUCUAUGUUGCUCCAGAAAUUGCUCUUCAAAGACCAUAUGCCUACAGUUGUGAUAUUUAUAGUAUGGGCUUGUGUGUUUUUGAAUUAACUUGCCAACAACAACAUGAAGCUUUCUAUAGAGCUGUUUUGAGAGAAAGAGACAAAAUUCCUGGAAUGUUUGAACGUAUCAAACUUUCUUCAUUGAAGGAUCUUAUUAGAAAGAUGGUAGAACCAGAUCCAGAUCUUAGAAUUACUGCCAAUAAUCUUUACAAACAUCCAUAUAUGAGAUGUUAUCGUUAUUUGACUGGUAAUCCAGAUUAUUCACUUAAUUCAAACGAAGGUGCUGAUAUUUACUUUUUGUCUGCAAUAAUUGAAUCAAUUGUUUAUGAAGGAUUGCAAGCCUCAGAAUCCAAUAGAACUUUACCAGUGAUUACUAGAGCAGUCAGUUGUAUUUUAACAUUUAUUAAUGAAUCAUGCAUGAUUGAACUCCUUUCUAAGGAACAACAAAACUUGAAGGCAUUAUAUGCUCUCUAUAAUGACUCUCAUUUGAGUGCUACUGUCAAGUCAGAUAUUCUCCAAAUAUUCUUGGAUUUCAUAGACAUGUCAGAGAAAUGUAAGAAGCAUACAGCUGUUACAAUUAUUGAUAUUGCACAAAAGUGUUCUGAAUCUGAUGAAUCAAACAUUACCAAAUUCAUUUCUUUAAUUCUUGAAAAGUAUUCCUCUUUCCAAGAUACAAUCAAUAAUCAAUUAGAUCUUAGAGAAAUGCCAAAAGCCUCAAGAAUUUUGCGAAACAGAAAAUAAAUGUAAAUAUUAACGU